This is a messenger RNA of Nicotiana tabacum (common tobacco), 1227 nucleotides long. RefSeq names its product protein SRG1. The record is from RefSeq and is a predicted model, not a curated record. Lineage: Eukaryota; Viridiplantae; Streptophyta; Magnoliopsida; Solanales; Solanaceae.
AUGGAUGAGUCGCCGCCGGAAGUGGUGAACUUUGGGAAAUCUCUGUUGGUUCCAAGUGUUCAAGAGCUUGCCAAAGAGCACCUUACUAAUAUUCCGGCCAGGUAUGUACGUCCAGAACAGGAAUCUCAGGCCAUAUCCGACGAAGCGGUGGGUCCUAUAGUCCCAGUCAUCGAUCUGAAAAAGUUGAUAUCUGGGGAUUCCAUGGAUUCUGAGCUUCAAAAACUUCACUCAACCUGCCAACAAUGGGGUUUCCUCCAGGUUAUAAACCAUGGAGUGACACCUUCAAUACUGGAGAACUUCAAGAGAGAGGUUAUCCAAUUGUUCAGACUCCCAAUGGAAGAAAAGAAGAAGCUAUGGCAACAGGAAGACAACCAUGAAGGAUUUGGGCAGCUAUUUGUUGUAUCAGAUGAGCAGAAACUUGAUUGGAGUGAUAUGUUUUACUUAACUACUCUUCCCCCUCAUAUCCGGCAAAUGGACUUGUUCCAAAAAUUGCCCUCAAACCUCAGGGAUAUCAUGGAAGCAUACUGCAAAGAAAUCAAGAGCCUAGCAAUGAUCAUCCUAAGUCAAUUGGCAAAGGCUUUAAGCAUGGAUGAAAAGGAAAUGAGAGAGCUAUUCAGCGAUGGUGUGCAGUCAAUAAGGAUGAAUUAUUAUCCUCCUUGCCCUGAGCCAGACAAAACCAUUGGCUUCAGUCCUCAUUCUGAUGCUGAUGCUCUCACAAUCCUUUUCCAGCUAAAUGAAACGGAAGGCCUCCAAGUUCGAAAAGACGGCAUUUGGGUGCCUAUAAAACCCCUCCCAAAUGCUUUAAUUGUGAAUAUUGGCGAUAUUAUGGAGAUAGUGAGCAAUGGUGUUUAUAGGAGCAUUGAGCACAGAGCAGUUGUAAACUCAAACAAAGAGAGGCUAUCUGUUGCAACAUUCUAUAGCUCCAACCUUGACUCCGAAUUGGGACCUGCACACAGCCUCAUUGGACCAAGUAGUCCAGCAAUUUUCCGAAGAGUUCCCGUGGAAAAAUAUUUCAAGGAUUUUUUUGCACGAAAAAUUGAUGGAAAAUCGUACAUUGAUUUCAUGAAGGAAGAGGUGAGGGAUGACAAAUCCUAGGUAGCAGUUGAUAUUUUGGUUGGUUAUUAGCUUAUUUAUAUCCAGUGAAAUAUUCUUACAAGUUACUGUUGCUAUUGUAAUUUGGAGUUCCACUGUUUGAUAACAGUAAUAAAGAAGAAGAAAAAUAUUAUA